AUGACUGAGCUUGACUCUGCCUUAUCUCGCGGUUUCCGCCCCAAAGACGAAAGGCAGAAGCUUGAUCACAUGUGGAGCGCAGCUAACCACACCCAAACAACCUACAUUCAUCCCAUUUCACCACUUCUCGAGAAAAUGGACGCAGUUGCUAAGAAGAGCGUUAAAAGCAGCCCCGUUUCGCCGUUCCAGUUCUUUCCCACCACGCCUCAGUGUCCCUCCCUUUCGCCUUCAUCCUCACCAGAGUCUUCCCACGUGACCGCUCUCUCAUACAAGGAUGAUACCUCUCCGCCGAUUGGCUUGAGCCUGAGCCCGCCUUGCCCCACAUCGGCCCAAAGCGAAGACGACGAUCAUAUCUCUCCUUCUGCUGAAUCGACAAAGGUUUCGGCUGACGUGUCUUCACACUGGAAGGUUCCUCAGCCCAAAACGAUAAAGCCGCAGCCGUCUACCGUUCCUCUUCCCGUCGCAGCGGAGACAGAAACCAAGGAAGUUCCUUCCGUCCCUACCCCAUUUCCUCACUUCCCCGCGCCAACAGCAGCACCGGUCCCCUUCGGACACAUUCCUCCCUACCCAGCGGCAGCUGCGGCCGGCUGGUGGGCUCCUUUCGCCACCUUUCCAUCUCACGUGCUGCUCGCCCACUCACCGGCCGCCAGUCAGGUGCAGCAGCAGGCGAUGGGUGCGCAACAGAGGCCGUGGGUUCCUAAUGCGCCGCCGUGGUUCUGCUUUGGACCUCCGCCCUUCGUUUCCCCCGCGCGACCUGCCAUACUGGCCGCUGGUGGUACCGCUUCUGAUGUCAACGUGGAAAUUAAUAAGGGUCUAAUGGCUGCCAGUAAGCCUUCCCUCUCUGGCGACGGUUCUCGCACCCGCGUGCCUUCUUCUGUGGCGACGAAAGCUUCUGUCAAGCGAAGCCCCUCGGCGAGGUUGGCGGCAAAGCCCGUGGAGGUGUUACCACGUGAGCGGCUCCCGUCGGGAUUUCGCCCGUGGAAGGCUGCGAGUAGGAGCUGCGGGUCGAAUGACACGUCAGCUCUGCUCUCGUCCAAUGGCGCCACGACAACGUGCUCUGCUGCUGUGGAAGCGUGCGCUUCAUCCCGUCAAACCGUCUCAUUCGCGCUGAAACCGUGCAGCAAGGGCACGGAGGGGCUUCAUAAUAUGAAGGCGGAAGGACAACCAAUUCGACCAGCCGCGCAGCAGCCAAGCGGCCAGGCGGGUCCGGUCAACGCAGUCAACCCAGUCAACGCAGCCACCUCCGUCAACACCAUCAGUCCGAUGAGCCAUUUUCCAACUCCUAUUCACAUCCUCCCGGCUAUCUCCCCUGUCCCCAGCUUCCACUCUGCUGCCGCCGAUCAAGCCAGAGCUUAUGCAUCCACCAUGGGUCAGUACCCCGGUUUCCCCUGGACCGCAGCUGCUGCGGCAGCUGCUGCUGGUGCUGGUGCUGGCGGUGCUUCUGCUGCUGGAGUGUUUGGCUUUCUGAACCCUGGGGGGACGGUUGCUGCUGAGGCUGGUGCAGGAGUGGUGGGCGACAAGAGGAGGCUUGGGAGGGCAGAGGGCGCAGCUGCUGAUGUGCAGGGGAAGAGGAAGAAAAGGCAAAAGCACGGUGGAGUGGGUUCCGAGGUGGUGGAGGGCCCAGUAUCUCCGAGGACGCAUGGGAAGAGUGGAGCAAUGGAGGGAGAGUGUGUCAAUGGCAAGGAGCAGGAGGCGGAGGAGAGGGGAAAGGAUAAUGAAAAGGUAAAGGAGAAGGAGCAAGAGAAGGCGUGCAGGAACUGUGGGACCCACACGACUCCGUUCUGGAGGAAGGACCGGUCGGGCAGUGGGCAGCACCUGUGCAACGCGUGUGGACUCUACCUCGCCAAGAAUGACGCCCCUCGGCCCUCUGUGCUCUGGAAGAAAGGUGAGCCCUGCUGCCUGCUGGGUUUUCUAUGUGAUUGCCACAUGUCUCUUACGGUAUGA
Closterium sp. Yama58-4 is the source of this 1944-nucleotide messenger RNA. NCBI's taxonomy places the organism in Eukaryota, Viridiplantae, Streptophyta, Zygnematophyceae, Desmidiales, Closteriaceae. The record is from the annotation of a GenBank genome assembly.